AUGUUCGACCGUGGCAGACCCAAGGAUUCGGGGCCGUCGUCUCCUGACAAGAAGGCGGCUCCCUCCCAGGGCAGCCACAUGAACAAUGAGCAGUUCGCUGCAUACCUCAGAGAUCUUCGCAACAAUCGUGUCCAGAGGCCUGGUGGUGCGAGACCACAACCCCCAGGCUCGAGCCGGGCCGACUCCUUUCGCCAGUCCAUUGACGGCCGCCCUUCACUGGGUGCAGCUGCUCGUUCAUCCUUUGGCUCGACUGCUCGGUCUUCCACAGGAACUCCACCCCCCUUGUCCGAGCCAUCUCCAGCUCUGUCACAAUCCUACUCGCCUCCCAAGAUUGAUCACAGGGACUUCUCCAGACCCAGCAUUGCACCCAGUGUGUCCUCCAGAUACUCGACCACCAGUGGCCGGGACUACUACCCUGGCAAGUCAGUAGCUCCUCUCAAGCCUGGACAGGUCGUUCCUAGUGCCACAUACAUUGAGAGAGGUCAAAGAUGGAUGGAGAAGGAGGAGGCCGUUUCGCUGAGGCAGGCAAUGGAGGACAAGGAUGUUAGGGACAGUCCCCCACCGACCUCGCCAACCUCAGACGAUGGCCGCCUCUACGAAGCUGCUUUGAAUGAGGCAUCGGAACUCGUAUGGCAACACGAACAUGGUGUCAAACCACCAGAGCCUGGUGCCCCAUACCGAUACAAACCGCACAUGCGUAGGAACAGCUAUGCACAUGCUCGAGCAGCAAGCGCUGGCAUGUACGGCGAUGAGAUCGAACCGAGCGGCCUCGCACGAGACCAUUGCUCACGAUCCAUGUCAGGUAGCUCUAGCUCCAGCGACGGUUUUGGAACGUCACGCAGUCGCCUAUCCUAUGCGUCUAUGAGUGGUCCCCGAAAGAGCCCUAGCCCCCCUGCGCAGUCACGGUCUGCCUCGCCACCCAAGACUUCCAAGCCGUAUACUGGCUUGUCCAGCACUUCACGCGGCUCCCUCGCUCAGCGGAGGCGCAGCAGCACGAGGCGAAGUAACAGUGGCGGCAGGCCCUUCUCAGGUGAUCAGAUCUGGGAAGAACCCGAGAGCGCUUCAAGCAUGAGGACCUCGUCGCCGAACAAGGAUGAGCCAGCCGCUACUGAGGCUCUCCGGACGAAGCCCAAGGGCCCACUCAACAGAGUCUCGUUCGCACCCGAGAGACCAUCGUCUUCUGACUCCCAGCCACAGCCCGCCCCCAAGCUGCACAGGUUCGAGAUCCACCGCAACCCACCAUCACAGUCUCGGGACCCACAGUACACUUCGAACUCGCCCUCCCAGAGUCCUGUUCGUGAGGAUGUGCCGAAGAAGCAUGGUAUUGAGCUCAGGGGUGAUGAUAUUCGCCAGGCAACCUCCAUGAGGUUGAAGGAUCGCAGCCCCAAACUCCCCACCCCUACUGCUGUGAGCGACCGUCUGGGACGACCCAUCGUAAGCUUUGACAAAAACUGGAAGGCUCCGGACGAGGCAACUGAUGAGAAGCCAGACACCACCAAAGGUCGUCCGCUCGGGGCCUUCCAGGCCCGACAAGACCACCGCCGCCUCCCAGAAACCCCGCCGAUCCCUUCUAUCGCUGUUGCGGAGAUUCGCGAGCCGCCGGCGUCCCCGAAGCCACGCGGUCGCCCCUUACCAUCUAUCCAGGUAGAUGGUUCUGGGGCAAAGCCAAGUCCGUCGAUCCCCAGCAUUGCCGUAAACGAUGUCAAGCCGUCAAUCCCGAGCAUCGCCGUCAACGACGGAAGCCCGGCGGUGCCGUCCAUUGUGCUUCCUGGAGAUGACAAUGGUGACGACAACAGCCCCAGCAUUCCUGUCAUUGUGACCCCUGACGACUCCACUAGCAAGCCCACCAGCCGUCCACUUCCGACUCCACAAAAGAAUGCCCCACGAAUCCGCCCUGGUGGAAGGCCGCAAAGCCACUGGUCCCCGUCCCCCACAAGUCAAGCCGGUCAUCGAGCCACGGCCCGUUGUCAUGAGUGCAACUAUCCUAUCGAGGGACGCUUUGUCGCCCUCGCAGGCACAAAUGAGCGGUUCCAUCCACAGUGCUUCACCUGCUAUUCAUGCGGCACCUCACUCGAGGCCUUGGAGAUCAGUCCUGAGCCAGACGCCAACCGUGCCGCCCGGCUGGAUCGUAUCCGCCGGCGUGCUACGGGAGAGGCCCUCGAGGAGAAGCCCGGCGAGACGAUGGCCGAGGACGGUGAUGAGCGUCUGCGGUUCUAUUGUCAUCUUGAUUGGCAUGAGCUGUUCGCCCCUCGCUGCAAGCACUGCAAGACUCCCAUCCUUGGCGAACACAUUGUCGCACUCGGUGAGCAUUGGCACUACGGGCACUUCUUCUGUGCCGAGUGUGGCGACCCCUUUGAACAGGGAAUGACGCAUAUCGAGAAGGACGGCUACGCAUGGUGCGUCAACUGCCAGACAAAACGUACUGAGCGGCGGGCUCCCAAGUGCAGAAAGUGCAGCAAGGCGGUCAUCGGGCAAUACAUUCGUGCGUUGGGCGGGGAGUGGCACGACGAGUGUUUCCGAUGCGCGACAUGCCAGAAUGGUUUCGAUGAUGGGCAGAUCUUCCCCAAGGACAUUGGGAACGACAUGAUGCUGGUGCUCUGCACGAAGUGUCGUCAGAGGGAGCUCAAGGGCUAG
Molecule: messenger RNA, 2634 nt
Organism: Diaporthe amygdali
Lineage: Eukaryota; Fungi; Ascomycota; Sordariomycetes; Diaporthales; Diaporthaceae
Product: paxillin
Exons: 2
Coding region: 1-2634 (877 amino acids)
Cellular component (GO): Z disc; nucleus
Molecular function (GO): transcription coregulator activity
Source: RefSeq, a predicted model, not a curated record